Molecule: messenger RNA, 1932 nt
Organism: Alligator sinensis (Chinese alligator)
Lineage: Eukaryota; Metazoa; Chordata; Crocodylia; Alligatoridae
Gene: NME8
Product: NME/NM23 family member 8
Exons: 16
Coding region: 43-1794 (583 amino acids)
Source: RefSeq, a predicted model, not a curated record
GGGCCGUAGCUGUGCGCAUGCGUGCGCACUGCGCGCAGGGAAAUGGCAAGCAAGAAGAAAGAACUCCAGCUGCAGGCAGUACUAACCACUCAAAGUCAAUGGGAGGAAAUGGUGCUGACUAAAGGUGUAACAGUAAUAGAUGUAUAUCAAGCUUGGUGUGGACCUUGCAAAGCUGUGGUAAAUUUAUUCAGAAAACUAAAGAAUGAGUAUGGUGAAGACGAACUUUUGCAAUUUGCAGUGGCAGAGGCUGACAACAUUGUGACUCUGCAACCUUUUAGAGACAAAUGUGAACCUGUAUUUCUCUUCUGUGUUGAUGGCAAAAUUAUAGCAAUAGUGAGAGGUGCAAAUGCCCCACUUCUCAGUAAGACAGUAAUAGAGCUAGUGGAAGAAGAGAGAAAAAUUGUAGCAGGGGAAAUAGAACGUCCUGAGGUAAAAGAACUGGUAUUUUUAGAAGAGAAAAAUUCAGAUGCAUUUGCUGAAGGAAGCCAGCUUGAUGAAGGAGUCGCAUACACUGUUGCAAUUAUAAAACCUGAUGCUGUUACUGAUGAAAGAGUGGAAGAAGUUAAACAAAAGAUUAUAGAAGCAGGCUUUGGUAUUGCAGCAGCAGAGGAGAAGAUUCUAACUGAGGAGCAAAUUAGAGAGUUCUACAGUCAUAAGACAGAACAGCCUGAUUUUGAAGAUUUUGUUCAGUUCAUGAUGAGUGGACCAUGCCAUAUUCUGAUAGUUUGUCAAAAGCAAGCAGCUGAUGAUAAUAUUCCUAACUGGAAAGAGCUAAGUGAAUCAGAUGAGAAUCUACUUGAAGAGUCUGAGUCCCAAAAGCUAAGCAGGUUGGGAGAAGUCUUGGAAAAUGAAAAUAUGUUAAAUGUAUGUGAUGUCCAAGACAGCAUAGAAGAGGCUAGUAGGCAACUUGCCUUCUUUUUCCCAAAUUUUGGUAAAAAGAAGACAGGCCAAAAUGCUGAAAGAACAUUGGCUUUAAUUAGACCUUCUCUCUUAAAGGAAAAUAAAAGUACUGUUCUGCAAAGGAUUAAGGAUGAUGGCUUUACAAUUGUAAUGCAGAGAGAAGUAGUUUUAACAGAAGAACAAGCACGAGAGUUUUACAAAGAGCAUGAAAACGAAGAUUAUUUCCCAACACUUCUAGAACAAAUGACCAGUGGUCCAACUCUUGCUCUUGCAUUAGUACGAGAAAAUGCUGUACAACGCUGGAGAGAUCUGCUUGGCCCAAAGACUCUUGAAGAAGCUAAGGAGAAGUGUCCAACCAGUUUACGUGCAGAGUAUGCAAUAGACAAUGUACCUCUCAAUCAGCUGCAUGGCAGCUCUUCACCUGAUCAGGCUCAGAAGGAAUUAGAUUUCUUCUUCCCUAUGGAACACACUUUGGCAGUAAUAAAACCCUCUGCUCUUAAGGAACAUAAAGAUGACAUAAUUCGAGAAGUUACAAAUGCUGGAUUUAUUGUAUCGAAGAUGAAGGAAACAUGUUUUACUCAUGAAAUGGCAGAACAGUUUUAUAAAAAUCAUGAAGGGAAACCUUUUUUUGAUCAGUUAGUGAAUUGUAUGUCUGAAGGUCCAUCAAUGGUAAUGAUCCUAUCUAAGGAAAAUGCUGUGGAGGAGUGGAGGCAAUUAAUGGGUCCAGCUGAUCCAGAAGCGGCAAAAAUGUGUUCUCCCAAUUCAAUUCGAGCACAGUUUGCACAAGAUAUUUUGCGUAAUGCAGUUCAUGGAUCAUCCAAUAAGGAACAUGCAUUGAAGAGCAUUGAAUAUGUAUUUGGAGAAAUUAAUUUGGAAAGCCUAAGUCACAAAUAAGAUACAGUUUAACAGUUAAAAUUUAUACCAUAAGACAGUUAUUUCCAGAUAUAUAUCUGUGUUUAUGCUAUAUAAAAGGCACUAAUAAAAUUAUUUCUCCUUAUUAAAAUAUUUUGUUACCAAGUAGUAACAUUAGAG